This is a messenger RNA of Pneumocystis jirovecii RU7, 1155 nucleotides long. RefSeq names its product ubiquitin-protein ligase RMD5. The transcript has 6 exons. NCBI's taxonomy places the organism in Eukaryota, Fungi, Ascomycota, Pneumocystomycetes, Pneumocystales, Pneumocystaceae. Bases 1 to 1155 code for a protein of 384 amino acids. The record is from RefSeq and is a predicted model, not a curated record. Gene Ontology annotation, biological process: proteasome-mediated ubiquitin-dependent protein catabolic process. Gene Ontology annotation, molecular function: ubiquitin protein ligase activity. Gene Ontology annotation, cellular component: nucleus; cytoplasm; GID complex.
AUGGACGGACUUAUCAGAGAAUCAGAGCUGUUGGUAGCAAAAUUAGAGACAGCGCCAACACUUAAUGCUCUUGAAGCAUAUGUGCAACAGCUGAAGCAGGCAAAACAGCAGCUCUGUGAAUGUACAGACAGUACAUCGGCCUUAUCGACAUGGACGGCGAUACGGCCUACUCUACAACAUACAAUAACACAGAUAUCAGAGGCACAGCGUAAAGUGCAAACAGCAAUACAGCGUUAUGGACGGGUUCUUGAUAAACAAUUCCGUACAGAUUUAACGGGAAUUCACGUUCAUGAAAACUUUCCGGGAGAACCAGAAUGGCUACACUAUACAAUUGGGAUGCAUCUAGUUCGGGAGGCAGCGUUUGGAAUGGCAGAAACAUUUAUGGAGGAAACAAAUCUCAACCUGCCGACAGAUCUACUACAAGCUUUUCAACAACUUUAUUGUAUCCUAGAUGCAUUGCGUAACGAAAAUUUCCAAACAGCAAUUGAAUGGUCAUUUUCGAAACGUGCGUUACUUGAACAGCGUGGCAGUAACCUUGAAUUUGAUCUGCAUAAACUUCAAUUUAUCUCGAUAUUUGUAAGAUGUACCCAAGACAAUUAUACGGAAGCAAUUGAAUAUGCACGAACACAUUUCCCACCCUUUGCCAACAAAUAUUUAAAAGAAAUCAAACAACUUAUGUGUCUUUUUUGCUAUACAUCAAAUAUACAACUUUUUCCUUAUAAAGAAUUAUAUAUACAUGAUAACCUUUGGUCAUCGGUUCAGGCAUUAUUUAGUCGUGAAUAUUGCUCUUUAAUUGGAUUUGCACCCGACUCUCCCUUGCAAACAGUUUCUAUUGCAGGUUCUUUAGCAAUUCCAACAUUACUCAAAAUGUCAAGUAUUAUGAAAGAAAAAAAGACAGAAUGGACAAGUCAAAAUGAGCUUCCAGUUGAAAUUCCACUGCCAAGCAAAUAUCAAUUCCAUAGUGUUUUCACUUGUCCUAUCAGCAAAGAACAAACAACAGAUUCGAAUCCUCCGCUUAUGAUUCCUUGUGGACAUGUUAUUUCAAAAAAUUCAAUCGAACGACUCUCUAAAGAUAACCCUACUAGUAAAUUUAAAUGCCCUUACUGUCCAAGGAAUGCUUUUUUUUCUUAUAAACUAAUUAUUAAUACUUAUUAG